AUGAGCCAUCAUUCACUCUCCGUUUUCGAUCACGACUGGCCUCUACCUCCUCUACCUCCCUCCCGACGCGAAAGCGCAUUUUCCACCUCGACCUGUUCGUCCGGCUCAGCAUCCGCAAUCCUGGGUUCUCCGUCAUCACCGUUCUGCCACACGCCCAUCAGCCCCGCGACCUCGCCGGGGACGAGGUCGAGGGUCCCAUCGCUGCAUGAUGAUGUUACUCGCUUACAGCUCAGUCCGGCCGUGACGAUGAUGCCACAGGCGCCCUGCGCGGUCUGGAGCUGGGGGCGGGAUAGGGCAGAAUUCGCCUUUUAUCCAUACCUACAAGAAGCAAAUCUCAUGCAGACAGUCCACGGCACAAAACUCCCCGUGCCUCACCUCGAACACCCCAAACUUCGGGACGAACCCUCCCUCCGCAUCUCCUUUCUGGAAGAGCAGACCGUGCAAAGCGCAAGCACGGUCUUUACCACCCAGCUCUCAUAUACCUUUGAAGACUGGCGGGACUGCGUGCAGUUCCAGGAGCUCAUCCUGGCCGCAAAACUCGUUUUUAUUGCCGGCAUCGCCGAAGCAAAAUCCAAGGGCCGUGGGGAGGAAUGCAUCAGCCAGAAUCUACGGAUCUUCCGCGGAUACAACGGGAAACAGGUCAUGCUGUUUUUCGCCAACUCGCAGCGCAAGGAGCUGAAGCGAUAUGUUUCGAUCCCUGUAAAUUGCAUCGAAACAGUGAAUCCCGGCAAAAAAGCCGGUCGGCCCGUGGUGCUCGAGCUCCAUCCAAACUUUGAUAUCCUAUCGCAGAUGAAAUCACUGCACAUCCAGUUCCUGGACGAUCAGGAUACCUUAUGGUCACCAGAGAGGAUUUUCUGGUACCCUACUCCUAGGUCCCACGAGCUCGCAGCACAGGCACGGGCACAGGCACAGGCACAGGCACGAGGAGUGAGGAUUACCAAGUACAGGUAA
Molecule: messenger RNA, 951 nt
Organism: Aspergillus novofumigatus IBT 16806
Lineage: Eukaryota; Fungi; Ascomycota; Eurotiomycetes; Eurotiales; Aspergillaceae
Exons: 6
Coding region: 1-951 (316 amino acids)
Source: RefSeq, a predicted model, not a curated record